AUGCCGCGGUGCAUCGCAUCGACAGCACGCACGUCCGAGGGAGCCGCGGGGGGGAUAGGCAAGAGUAGGCAACAGAUCGGCUAAGUGAAUGGCGACUGUCUUUGCGUCCCGCGCGAUCUCGACGGUAUUAUGGUAUUUGUCACACCCUUUUCACUUGUUCAUCACCUGUGGCUCCUCUGUGUUGCUCCUGUUAUUUUUUUUGUCGGUUACCAACACCAGCCUUGGGAUAAGAAAGCAGUACAUAAGGUGUCUCCUGAAACUCUUUGAGUAUGGCCGAAUAAAAAUUGAACGAGCCAAUCGGCAGCGCCUCAGACAAGAUGAAAGUGCAGACGACCUGGAAGGUUUGGAUUCUGAUCUAAUGAACACCACUUCUUCAGUGAUCACGAGAGAUGAUGUCAUUGUUGGAGCUGAGCAGCCAAUUAUUGACAUCCCACUCAAGGAAUAUCAUCUCGGUGACAUCACAUACUUCAUCAAGAAAGGUGUUGAGGCCAUCAUUGAUGAUGUGGUGACCAAGCGGUUUGCUACUGAAGAGCUACCCUCUUGGAAUUUGCUGACCCGUACCAACAGAAACUACACAUUUGUCAGUUUUCGGUUAACAGUCAUCUGGUGCAUUGGCUGUCUGCUGCGCUAUGUCAUCCUCUUCCCAAUGAGGGUGGGACUGACAUGCGUUGGAAUGAUUUGGCUUAUCUGCUGUACUGCCAUAUUGGGAUAUUUUCCAGAGGGUCGACUCAAGCGAUUCCUGUAUUGGCACGUCAGUCUGAUCACUUUCCGGAUUCUUUCAAGAGCAGUGUCAGCCAUAGUCACAUACCACAACAGGGAAAACCGUGCCAAGCCUGGUGGCAUCUGUGUUGCAAAUCACACUUCCCCUAUUGAUGUGGCUAUGCUGGCAAGUGACAAUUGUUAUGCAUUGGUGGGCCAGACCCAAGGUGGGUUCAUUGGUGUUAUCCAGACAGCUUUGAACAAGGCAGCCUCACACAUUUGGUUUGAACGAGCUGAAAUCAAGGACAGGCAAGCAGUUGCCAAGAGACUCCGAGAACAUGUUGAAGAUCCUACAAAGCUGCCUAUUCUCAUUUUUCCGGAAGGUACAUGCAUCAACAACACAUCAGUAAUGCAGUUCAAGAAGGGCAGCUUUGAAGUUGGCGGCACCAUCUACCCAGCGGCUAUCAAGUAUGAUGCACGAUUUGGAGAUGCCUUUUGGAACAGCAGCAAGCAGAACUACAUCCAUUACCUGGCUAUGAUGAUGUCAUCGUGGGCCAUAGUAUGCGAUGUGUGGUACUUGCCACCCAUGAAGAAAAAAGAUGAUGAGUCAUCAGUGGAGUUUGCCAACAGAGUCAAGUCUAAGAUUGCCGAGCAGGGUGGCCUUCUCGACCUUAACUGGGAUGGCUUGCUCAAGCGCACCUAUGUCAAGCAGGAGUGGAAGGAGCAGCAACAGAAGGACUUCAGCCAACGCCUCAAGCUGACGUGAGCCUCAGCAAGGAAAGAGACUGUUUGGGCACACAUGUACAUAGCGUGGGUUGGCUUAAUUUCUACACUGGGCUCUUUCUGCUGCAUGCCAACCAGUGAGAGUGGUUCAGCAGAGGUGAUAGUUUAUUCAUGUGUAGACAACACUAUGUACAAUCAUUGUGAUCAGUUCUGUACUCAGGCUAUAUAUAUAAAUGCUGUUCAGCGUUUGGCGUAGCUUGCUGGGCAGGUCACAUCUGCUUGCAAGUUGGUUCAAACUGUGAUAACAUGUUGGCCUUUAAGAGGGGAAAAAAAAAAGAGGCAGCACCUGCUGAGUUGUUGAUGGGAUGACAUGUGCUAUCUCUAAUACCUCAAUAAAGUUAAGUUUUGGCUGCACAAAACAAAUUUGCUGUGCUCAUGGCUAAGAUGUGAUGUAUGAUAAUUACUACAAGAUGUGAUGAGGCUUGCAUGCAGGCUGUUGAAGUGCCAUUGUACAACACAGAAAUUCACUUUCAUUCUCAGUGAAUGGAAGUCAGUGACUUUCCAGGAAACUAAAAUGCACACGAUGACUUGCACACCAGUCUGCCUAGACAUGGCAUCAAGGCUGUCCAAGUGCAACUAGAAUAGUUUGUUCUUUGGAGUGUCCCCACUUAUACGAUGGAUGACCUUUGGAAAGCAAUGCUAGGAAGUAGACUUCUUGCGAAAGUAGUUCAGUAUUCUUUGCCAGUGGGAUAUGUUGCGAAAAGACACUGUUGGCUUGACACUUGGAGUGGGACCAGAGUCUGUGGUGUGUGAAGAAUCUGUUGUCUGCUGCUCAACUGGUUCCCGGCCAUGUUUGUUGCGCUUCUUGAGCUUUUUGUACUUGUUACGCACCAAGUGUGAUUUAGUGUGGGAAAUCAUGGCUCGCUUGAGUUGCAGAACAAUAUCCACAACAGCCUUGGCCACUUCAGUCGGUGUUGCUUCUUUCUCAGACAGGACAGACCACUUCUCUUCAGUGAUGCCAUGGGGAGUCUAAAGAAAAAGUGCAGCCAGAAAAAAGGGAAAAAAUACCAGACAUAGGUUAGAAGUCACUCUUUGCAUAAAGCAUUUCGUACUACUCUCACCUCUAAGAUCUUGAGAGGCACGCCAAACUGACCACCAGCUGCUCCUCCAGUCGAGACUACAGGCACAACAAAGUGAUCACUCCAGACGAAUUGUUCAACCUCGUGAGCUGCACAAGGACCACCUGAAACGCAAGCAUUGUACCACUGUUGUAUCUCCUGUUUCCCAUGUCUGUUUCAUAAAACUUCUACAAUAACAGGAUGGUAACGAUACUUUACUGCCUUAUUAAUGGUUAUUUAUGUAUUGAGCAGGCUAGGACUCAUAACUCCUAACAGUUUUUCAGCAAGGGUGUAUUAAUGACAAAAAAGUUGCUGCAGUCAAACUUCAAUAUGUUUAUCUCAUGUUAAAAAGCUUCUGAAAUAUUGAUACUUGUUAAGACCGCAGUGUGAGAGUUUAAGAACAUCAUUGGGUUACAGCUUGGAAAAUGUUCAGACAUUGAAACAUCUGCAACCUGUCUUGGAUAAUGUUCAAACCAGUUGGCAAAGGAUAACUGUGUGACUACAGAGCAGAAAACGCACAAAUGACGGAACACAAACGACGACGACGAUUAGCUUUAGACUAAGAAAGAGCAUUUAGUACUGGAAAUGAACUUGAAUAAUGUGGCAAAUUGGGCUUGUUGGUACAUUAUUCAGGUGCACUACAGCGCACGAAAUAGGAUAGAUGGAACACAAAUGACAACAGCACUUGUCAUCAUCAUUUUUGUUCUGUUCAUUGUGCGUUUUCAGUGCUGUAGUGCGCCCGAUGAAUGUACCAACAAGCCCAACUCAACACAUUAAUAACUCUGGCACUUCUACCCAUGUCGCUUGAACUCAACUGUUUGGAAACAACACUGAAUGUUUCUGUACAGCAACUGAGAACGCAUGAGUGACCUGGUAGAUGGAGUAAAUUCGUGGUUUGAGAGCACCUUCAAUUCGAUGAACGUUCCCUUGCUUAAAUGCUAUAUUGGGUCUGCCAUGUCAGCCAGACCAAAUAUUGGGUUUUGCAGUCAGCCUGUAGCAACAAUGUAACAAUGAAGAAUAAAGUAAUAUUAACAAUGCAGACUAAGGUUGGAAAGUGUAGUGAAGAGCUUUGUGUCAAGUUGCAUGCCGACUAAUCCACAGCAGGAAAAUCCCAUGAUGCAUGCUCAUCCAGUCUGUGAUGUGAACCUCUUAUUUUUUAUUUUUUUUGCAAAAGUACACAAUAGAAGUUUCUCCGUGAUUUCUUCAGUGCCUUCCAUCAACGUAUCAUUGCAAAGAAGAGUGUAAGGUGCUACAACUGUAUAAGGCCGCCUUUAGAAGAUGCUGGCAAGAGCUUUGUGCAGUUUUGCAGAAUCUGUUAGUUUUUCUAUAAUGCUAAGUUCCUCUGUCUUUCUCCAGAGUUUAACAUAAUGAAGUUUGACUGCGGUUUGUUGAGGACUAGUGUUGAUGAUUUGAGCACCACGUUAUAGUAUAUACUAGUGUUGACAUUCUGAGUAAGUGUGGAAUACCGUGUCUGUACUUUUGUUUAAAUAGCAGGUGUAAGAGCCUGUGCUAGGUGCACACUACUCUUGUCACUCUGAUGCAUGCUGCCUCACCUUCUACCACAAUGCAGGUGUCGAAAGCGCGUGCCACUGCACUUUCACGCUCUUUAACUGAAUUCCCAAGGAACAAGUUUCGCCCAUAGUUCACUGCAGCGAAAGAACCAUCACUGUUUUGCUGUACUUUCCCAGUGAAAAUCUGAAAAAGAUGAGCUAAAGUUAGUUUUGUGAAAAUAAACUUCAACUAAUCAAUAUUCAACCUUGUCAUCACGCUUUGGCAGUAUGUGGAAGACUCGAGGGUCAGUGUGACCAUUGUUUACUCGGCAUUCAUGAAACAUCCUUGCUACAACAUCAGGUGCACCAAAAAAUCCUCCCGUCACAACAGCCAGGUUUGGCCUCUUCGCAAGCUCCUUGCCAAUCUCCCUGGGAAUUAGAAGCAGGAAAAAAAAAAGGUUAAAAUCAGCAGAAAAGAUAGUGUGAAGCAGUUGAUCUGUCUGUUUUUUACUAAUGCCCUAACAUAAUGUGGAAUUCUGCUCGUUUCUUGGCAAGCAAGGGCUAAUUUUGGUGGGAUUCACUGAGUGUGCACUACUAUAUGUAACAAAAGCAUUGUAAUGGAUAUUGUAACUUCCAGCAUUGUAGCAAGUGUGGGUGCAAUUAACUGCGAUCAGCAGAGUACAUUUGGUGUGUAUGUUCAUUAUUACCAUGUACUAUUUUUGUCAAACUAAAGCUGAGGCAGCCUACAGCUUGCAGAUUUUGACCUGGCUUUCACUGGACUGUGUGCUGCAGCAUGUGUGGAUGUAGCCGACUCAUUUAGCAUAGGGCAUUCAAACUUAGCCAAAUUGGCUGUGGAUAUCAGGCGGACCUGGUAGAUGCAGCAUUAAAUUCAAUCUGAGACAAACAAGACAAACAGUGUUCAGUUUCAUACUAGUGGAAGUGGGUCCUACUUAUACAUGGCAGGUGGAUUUGGUGCUUUUUGCAUGUGUCUGUAUUUUGUUUUUGCUUAUGACUACCUGCCAGUUACUCACAGCCGCAAAAAUAUGAGCACAUGUUUCUCUGAUAAACCUUUGCAUUUUGCACCCCACAGUGCUUAUGCCAUUGACAUAGUAUAUUUGUUUAAAGAUACAAACUUUAUAGCAUUUAAAAAGAAAUACCUUUUGUGUCUGUGUGUGGUCAGCACUUCUGGUCACUGUACUCAGUAACCUUGCUGUUUCCUCUUUCUUUUCAUCAAUAUGUUUGUCCUGUUUGUUUACACAUUUACUGCUCUAGUAAAACCUUUCACUGGUCUAGUAUAAAAAGUGCAGCUGUCUGGCCUUUUGAAUUUUAUGCAUGUAACAAAUGUACCAGUUUAUUCCAUAAUCCAGUUCUUAUUAGCAGUUUUUUUUUAGUAAAGCAAGUUUGACAUAAAAACAAAAGUCUUUUACUUUGUUUGGUAGGGAUAUCACAUUUACUCUAUUGAGUGAUCAAAAUUAUUGUCUCUUGCUAUCCUUAUAAAUUAAGGAUGUAUUAUGAGGGUUUGUGGAUAUAAACUGUCACAGUGGGCCAAACGGUGGUUAUUAGUAUGCAGUCUUUCUAAUUUCUCUGCUCUGAUGCACAAGAUGACAGUUUUCCUUGUUUUUUUUCUUGUAAGAGCAUGAGAGAUAUUGAAUCAUUUAUAUGCCCUACUUUACGGCAGAUCAGGUACAGCAACUUUGUACAUACGCACAAGACACAUGCAUUUUAUUCGGGCCACAGUCUGACCUUUGUCUCAUGCUUUCAUCUCAUGACACACCACCUGAAAGCUAUGUGUUCUUGUUGGCUAGAGCAGCAAAAUUGUGUGCUAGUUGAAAUGACUCAUAGUGUGGUAGUGCUACUUUAAAAGUUCCUGUGUUCAGCAACAACUUAAUUGCAGGCUUCAUCGAUUCGGUGAGGGGGUUAUCUAUCACUAAUGAAACCGAGGCUGAGUUCAAUGAGAAGCUGGUGAUGCAACAUGGUUGAUGCACAAACAUUGCACUUCUCAGUAAAUUGAUAAAGUACACAUUCGUUAUGAGGAAAAUAAGAUAAAUGCAACAGUUUGUGCACAGUUGACAUUCUAGAAAAGUUUGUUAUUCAUCAUGGAUGACAAUGUCAAUCUGCUGUGUGUUUCAUAGCAUUUAAGAGUGAGUGACUUGAUAAGACCAAUGUGUCACACUUGUGCAACUGGAACAUAAAUGUACUAGUGAUUGGUUCACUGUCAAUCUUUGUGGCCCAUGUAAAGCUUUUGUUGUUUUUUUAUUGUGUUAAAAUACAGUGUUAGUCUGAAUUAUUAUAUUUUAUUGUACUUACUUAAUUGAAAUGGGAAUUUAUAAAACUUUCUUCAUAUUGCAUUUUUUCGUUGUCUAGGCAAGCACAUAUGAAUGCACUUAUAAGUAAGCUAGCACAGCCCUUUCCGGCUGCAUUAGUCAAUGAGCGCAUGCCGAUUGGCAGAUGAUCGUGUUGACUGAGGCUGUAAAAUGAAGUGUGGCAGCUUGGGCUAGUUGUCUCUGUGUCGUCGUUUUGUUUUCGCGCUAUAACUAUCGUCAUGUAAAAUGAACCCUGCAUUUUCAGGUACAGGGCUCCGCUAAGAAGCACAGCAGAAUGCCCUGUACGUAUUGUGUGUGUUUAGACAGCAUCUAUUUGAAGAAUUAGGGGACCUCUGGAAAAACAUAUAAUUGAUGUGGGUAUUUUUGUGUAUAUUAUUGCCUUGCUGAAAACAGGCCACUGGAAAAGUCACUGCCAUUGGCUGUGCUAAACAAACAAGGCAUCAUACCUAUGGUCUUCUAUUUAGGGAUUUCUUAAAAACUUUGCUAAAUGAGUACUUCUGUCCAUGGUAUGCUACGUUAUUAUUUCACUGGUGAGAAUCUUGUCCAUUGAUUCUGCACAUGUUCUAUGUACAUGUUGGUGAGGAAUGGUAAAGCCACCUUUGAAGCAAUGACUACAGCACACCAGAGACUUUUGUGAGAUGUAAGCAAUUAGGACUACUUGUCCAGGACAGCAGAAGCUCAGCUAUGGUGGGCUGGAAUGAUACCGUGCACUCCUGUUGUUGCUUCAUUGGGCAUUUUCCUCUUUACUUGUUGCAUUUUUAUGGGGAUUUCUAUUGAAAUUUGGGUUUUUCCACCAUGUAUGACUGCUCUUAAGUUUGAAAGGCAUGUGUUUUCAUCUGGAGAUUGUGACUUAAUAAAAAAAGCCACAAUUGCUUGAACGUUUGCAAGCACAGUGAACAGUUCUUCAGUUCCCAUGACAUUUCUUCCUUUACUUGUUGGGUGUGUAUGACUGAAAUAAAUGGUGUAACGCACUUGCA
This is a messenger RNA of Rhipicephalus microplus (southern cattle tick), 7331 nucleotides long. RefSeq names its product Glycerol-3-phosphate acyltransferase 4 (gene Gpat4). The record is from RefSeq and is a predicted model, not a curated record. Gene Ontology annotation, molecular function: glycerol-3-phosphate O-acyltransferase activity. NCBI's taxonomy places the organism in Eukaryota, Metazoa, Arthropoda, Arachnida, Ixodida, Ixodidae. Gene Ontology annotation, cellular component: endoplasmic reticulum. Gene Ontology annotation, biological process: triglyceride biosynthetic process.